UUGAGCUGGGAGCCUGGGCGGCGGCGGCGCUCGACUUUCGGGGAGCCCGGCGGCUCUGGAAAGCUCACUCCUCAGCUCUCACCCGCUCCCUGCCGCGGAACCCUUGCAGCCAUGAGGGAACAGCUGAAAGGCCAUGAGACGCAAACAACUUGCUGGGACCAUCCCAAAAUGACAGAGCUCUACCAGUCUUUAGCUGACCUGAAUAAUGUCAGGUUCUCAGCUUACAGGACUGCCAUGAAACUCCGAAGACUACAGAAGGCCCUUUGCUUGGAUCUUUUGAGCCUGUCAGCUGCAUGUGAUGCAUUGGACCAGCACAAUCUUAAGCAAAAUGAUCAGCCCAUGGAUAUACUGCAGAUCAUUAAUUGUUUGACCACUAUUUAUGAUCGCCUGGAGCAAGAGCACAACAAUUUGGUCAAUGUCCCUCUCUGCGUGGAUAUGUGUCUUAACUGGCUGCUAAAUGUUUAUGAUACGGGACGAACCGGGAGGAUCCGUGUCCUGUCUUUUAAAACUGGCAUCAUUUCUCUGUGUAAAGCACAUUUGGAAGACAAGUACAGAUACCUUUUCAAGCAAGUGGCAAGUUCAACAGGAUUUUGUGACCAGCGCAGACUGGGCCUCCUUCUGCAUGAUUCUAUCCAAAUUCCAAGACAACUGGGUGAAGUUGCAUCCUUUGGGGGCAGUAACAUUGAACCAAGUGUCAGGAGCUGUUUCCAGUUUGCCAAUAAUAAGCCUGAGAUUGAAGCAGCCCUCUUCCUAGACUGGAUGCGACUGGAACCCCAGUCCAUGGUGUGGCUGCCUGUCCUCCACAGAGUGGCUGCUGCAGAAACUGCCAAGCACCAGGCCAAGUGUAACAUCUGCAAGGAGUGUCCAAUCAUUGGAUUCAGGUACAGAAGUCUAAAGCACUUCAAUUAUGACAUCUGCCAAAGCUGCUUUUUUUCGGGUAGAGUUGCAAAAGGCCAUAAGAUGCACUAUCCUAUGGUGGAAUAUUGUACUCCAACUACAUCAGGAGAAGAUGUCCGUGAUUUUGCCAAGGUACUAAAAAACAAAUUUCGAACCAAAAGGUAUUUUGCGAAGCAUCCCCGCAUGGGCUACCUGCCAGUGCAGACUGUUUUAGAGGGGGACAACAUGGAAACUCCCGUUACUCUGAUCAACUUCUGGCCAGUAGAUUCUGCGCCUGCCUCGUCCCCUCAACUCUCACACGAUGAUACUCAUUCACGCAUUGAACAUUAUGCUAGCAGGCUAGCAGAAAUGGAAAACAGCAAUGGAUCUUAUCUAAAUGAUAGCAUCUCUCCUAAUGAGAGCAUAGAUGAUGAACAUUUGUUAAUCCAGCAUUACUGCCAAAGUUUGAACCAGGACUCCCCCUUGAGCCAGCCUCGUAGUCCUGCCCAGAUCUUGAUUUCCUUAGAGAGUGAGGAAAGAGGGGAGCUAGAGAGAAUCCUAGCAGAUCUUGAGGAAGAAAACAGGAAUCUGCAAGCAGAAUAUGACCGUCUAAAGCAGCAGCAUGAACAUAAAGGCCUGUCCCCACUGCCAUCUCCUCCUGAAAUGAUGCCCACUUCACCUCAGAGUCCACGGGAUGCUGAGCUCAUUGCGGAGGCCAAGCUAUUGCGUCAACACAAAGGCCGCCUGGAAGCCAGGAUGCAAAUCCUGGAAGAUCAUAAUAAACAGCUGGAGUCACAGUUACACAGGCUUAGGCAGCUGCUGGAACAACCCCAGGCAGAGGCCAAAGUGAAUGGUACCACCUUGUCCUCGCCUUCUACCUCUCUGCAGAGGUCAGACAGCAGUCAGCCUAUGCUACUCAGAGUGGUUGGCAGUCAAACUUCAGAAUCUAUGGGUGAGGAAGAUCUUCUGAGUCCUCCCCAGGACACAAGCACAGGGUUAGAAGAAGUGAUGGAGCAACUCAACAACUCCUUUCCAAGUUCGAGAGGAAGAAAUACCUCUGGAAAGCCAAUGAGAGAGGACCCAAUGUAGGAAGCCUGUUCCACAUGGCCGAUGAUCUGGGCAGAGCGAUGGAGUCCUUAGUUUCAGUCAUGACAGAUGAAGAAGUGGCAGAAUAAAUGUUUUACAACUCCUGAUUCCCGCAUGGUUUUUAUAAUAUUCAUACAACAAAGAGGAUUAGACAGUAAGAGUUUACAAGAAAUAAAAAUCUAUAUUUUUGUGAAGGGUAGUGGUACUAUAAUGUAGAUUUCAGUAGUUUCUAAGUCUGUUAUUGUUUUGUUAACAAUGGCAGGUUUUACACGUCUAUGCAAUUGUACAAAAAAAAGUUAUAAGAAAACUACAUGUAAAAUCUUGAUAGCUAAAUAACUUGCCAUUUCUUUAUAUGGAACGCAUUUUGGGUUGUUUAAAAAUUUAUAACAGUUAUAAAGAAAGAUUGUAAACUAAAGUGUGCUUUAUAAAAAAAAGUUGUUUAUAAAAUCCCCCUAAAAACAAACACAUACACAUACUAGACACACACACACGCACACGCACACACACACACACACUAACUGAGGCAGCACAUCAUUUUGCAUUGUUUUAGUGUGAUAUUCAUAUGAAAUUCAUGGCUUUUUAUUUUCUUGCAUAUUAAAAUUAGGACUUCUAACACCACCAAGUGACUACUUCAUGUUGCUAUUUUGGGAAUUGUUGACUACGUGGGGCUAGCUACAGGCUUUCGUUUCAUACAUCUAUAUAUCUAUAAGUAUACAAAUACUAUAGAUGUAUAGUAGAUAGAUACGAAUUUCUACAGACUUUUAAAUUUCUUCUUCAAAUGUUCCUGCCAUUUCCUAACAGGAAAAAAAAAUACUUCUAGUUAUUCAGGCUUACCUGCUUGGGCAAGAAUGAAUUUUCACUGGAGCCUGAAGCCAGGAGGAAAGUACCACACUAAAAUAUUGUCUAGGCUUCCAGAUGUUUCUCAUUUUAAACUUUCCACUGACAACUAGAGUAUUGAAUUUUUUUAAAGGUGCAUGUGAAUGAAUACACAGGACUUAUUAGAUCAGAGUAAUCUGUCAGUUGAUAUAUUCAGCUUCCUGCUUCUGGCUAUGGCCACAAUUUCGAUUUAAUGAUGCUUCUGUGAUGAAGCAGUCUACUCUUGAAGCAAAGGGUUGGAUGAAUGAAUGUUCAUAACUAUACAAACAUAAUCUUUAUUACUACAAGAAAAUUAUACUGCCCUGUUCUCACAGUCAAACUGAAGUGGGUGGUUUUGUUGUUCUUGUUGUUUCUUUUUUUUAAAUUUUUUUUCCCAAUUGUGAUGGUUUUUCAAUGCUACAGACUUAGUUUAAAAUAACCUGUAGGAAAAUGUGUAAGACAGUAGCCCCAUCCCAUUGUGAUACUGGUAAAUAUCUAUCUAGAAGCUCAUGAACUGUGUUUGCCUCCUUUGCAUUUCUCUGUAAGUAAUUCCACACAGGAUUAUAAGGGGGAUGGCACAUUAACUCAAAUGUUCCAAAAGCAAAAGCUUCUCCAACCCCUUUUGGUGAAUUGGGCAUGUUAAAUAUAUAAAUAAACACAAAUUGUUCAAAAGAGGAGAAACAAAAUGAAGAGGAAAAGCUAAGGACUCAUAGGGAAAAGCUUUACUCUUUCAUGUCAUUUUAUUACUCUUUCAUUUGAAGAAAUCAUUUGUUCAAUAGAAAUCACUAUGUGUCCUAUUAUUUUGCAAAUCUGUUACCUCUGACAUCAAGUGUAAUUAACUUUUGGAGAAUGAGUUUGUCUAUUGUUUUAUUAAUGAUAAUUAACAUCAAACACAGCUUCUCAUGCUAUUUCUACCUCACUUUGGUUUUGGGGUGUUCCUGGUAAUUGUGCACACCUGAUUUCACAGCUUCACCACUUGUCUGUUGUGUGAACAUUUUUCUUCAUUUUCUUUUUCCUUUAUAAUUUUCAACAGAAAACUCAAAGUUCUAAGGUAACAAACUCCAUGGAGAUUUGAGUUUAGUCUUGCAUUUUGGCCUUUAUGUGACGCUGGAUUUUUUUUUCUUUAUUCAAGGAUUUGUUUUAACCAAGAUUUAAAAUUAAGAGUUAAUUUACAUCCUACUAAGAGGUUUUAAGUUUCAUUCUAAAAUCAGAGGUAGAUAGAAUGCAUAAUUUUGAUUUAAUCUUUUUGUUUUAUCUUUUAGACAUUAGUUCUGGAGUGAGUCUAUCAAAAUAUUUGAAUAAAAACUGAGAGCUUUAUUGCUGAGUUUAAGCAUAAUUUGGACAUUAUUUCUUGUUCUUUAUAACCACUAAGUAUUAAACUGUAAAUCAUAAUCAAUGUAACUGAAGCAUAAACAUCAUAUGGCAUGUUAUGUCAUUUGUUUUCAGGUACUGGGUUCUUACUUGAGUAUCAUAAUCUAUUGUGUUUUAACACCCAACACUGUAACAUUUACUAACUAUUUUUUUAAACUUCAGUUUUACUUCAUUUUCACAACAUAUCAGACUUCACCAAAUAUAUGCCUUACUAUUGUAUUAUAUUACUGCUUUACUGUGUAUCUCAAUAAAGCACGCAGUUAUGUUACAAAAAGUGUAA
Molecule: messenger RNA, 4468 nt
Organism: Dipodomys ordii (Ord's kangaroo rat)
Lineage: Eukaryota; Metazoa; Chordata; Mammalia; Rodentia; Heteromyidae
Gene: Dmd
Product: dystrophin
Exons: 18
Coding region: 112-1965 (617 amino acids)
Biological process (GO): synaptic signaling
Cellular component (GO): plasma membrane
Molecular function (GO): zinc ion binding
Source: RefSeq, a predicted model, not a curated record